AUGGCUUCAGCAACGGGAAUUCCGCAGGACCACCCUCAGACCGUCGAGUCACGAGAGGACGAGCCCCUCCUGGGAGGACCUGGCCAGGUCGUCCAGAAAGAGUCCGACUACAUCUUCUAUAACCUGUUCACGGGAACGGCCACGGUGGCUCAAUUUGGCAUCUGGAUUCUGACCAUCUUAAUUUGGUCCGGCAUUUUCAAUCAUGAAUUGAUUUUGUUCUCUGCUCAUCCGCUCCUCAAUUCGUCUGCUCUCCUUUUGCAAGUCCAAGCAGCUCUGAUUCUCCAGCCCACCGCAACCCCACAGCAGAAGCUCCAGGGAACACGCGUUCAUUACAUUCUCCAAUCUCUGAGUCUAGCUGCAUUUCUUUCCGCCUUCGUCGUCAUCGAAGUUAACAAGGGCAACCAUGCGCGCUUCACCUCGCCCCACGGCGUGAUGGGCUUAAUCACCUACUUGCUCAUCAUCCUGCAGGCGCUCGGUGGUGUCGUCCAGUACUUCCUCCCCGGUCUGGUCCUGGGAGGUGCCAACCGCGGCAAGCGUUUUUACAAGUAUCACCGUGCAUCCGGAUAUGUGCUGCUGCUACUGGAAUUGGCGACCAUUUCUGCGGCUACGCGAACUACCUUCAAUCUGACCGUGUUGGCUAUUCCUCUGUGGGCUGUUCUGUUGGCUGCCGUGGUGAUUGUUGCGGGCGUUGGAGCCAGGGUUAAGAAGCAUAAGCUGGGACUAUAA
This is a messenger RNA of Aspergillus melleus, 726 nucleotides long. RefSeq names its product cytochrome b561 domain-containing protein. The record is from RefSeq and is a predicted model, not a curated record. Gene Ontology annotation, molecular function: transmembrane monodehydroascorbate reductase activity. NCBI's taxonomy places the organism in Eukaryota, Fungi, Ascomycota, Eurotiomycetes, Eurotiales, Aspergillaceae. The coding region runs from base 1 to 726 and encodes 241 amino acids. The transcript has 4 exons.